Molecule: messenger RNA, 2812 nt
Organism: Candidula unifasciata
Lineage: Eukaryota; Metazoa; Mollusca; Gastropoda; Stylommatophora; Geomitridae
Source: the annotation of a GenBank genome assembly
GUGGGUUUUCUCUUCAAGCAACAUUGAAGAGUUAGUGAAGAAACAUUUUAAUGAUCGGCUGUGGGACAUUCGACCUAAUUUUGUUGAUAGCUUGGAACUGGUUGCCUUUAAUGUUGGUGAGCAGACACCAAAUAUUAAGAACCUUAGAACAUUUGAAUGUUCUGAAAGCACUCCUGGCAGCCUUCAGCCCAUUUCCUGGUUCAAUGUCCACCGCCCACCUGCUGGCCUGGAUAAAUUAUCCUCCUAUCAGGUCGUUGUGGAAGCUGAUAUUAACACAAUGUCUGAUGACUUCAAAAUGAUCUUCAGAGGCCGUGUUGGUUCUUCCAGGGUAAGUGUGGGCUUUGAUCUCGUGGUGGAAGACUUACAUUUAAGUGGAACCGUUCAGGCAGUGUUUUGCUUAUCCAUGGAUGUACCUUUUCCACAUGUGACAAAAGCAACAAUUUCAUUCAAAGAAAGACCAGAUGUCACAUUCAAUAUUCGUAUGCUGAAAGCCUUGAGUUUGAUGGAAAUACCUCUCUUGAAAUCCUGGAUACACAACAAUGUUAUGGAGGGACUUACAAAAGCUAUGGUGGAUCCAGCCAGUGUGGAUAUACAGAUUGAGAAAGUUGGCCCCACUCUUAUGGGACAGAAUGCUUCCAAAAAAGUCAAAGCUCAAGGAGUGCUGACUGUUCAUAUCAAGGGCUAUCCACCAAGAAAUGCUACUCCAGAAGACAUUCGAUACACUGUUCUCAACAUCGGUCCACGCAAGCGGCAGACACAUGAAGUUCCAGCAACUGAAGAAUGGGAUGAUGUGUGUUCAUUCUUCAUUUACAACUUGGCUACAGAAAAGAUCAGAGUCAAGAGCAAGUGUAUGCGGUUGAUCACCAGCACUACUUUGGAACAAAAUGAGAUCAAUUUGUCUUCAUUUCCAUUACAAGUGCAGCCUGAGUGUGAGACUACAGUUGAGUGUAAAGAUGGAUCAAAACUCAAAUUCACAAUGAAAUACACAUCAUUACCCGUGGUCACUCUGACAGAUGUAGAAUCUCCAGUUGCAUGCAAGGUCACAAGUGUGGCUGGAGUCAUGUAUGUGUGCAUACAUGGGGCCACCAACGUCCUGGUGGCUGAUAAAACCGGAGCGUCUGACCCAUACUGUGUUUUGUUCUGUAAUAGGAAAAGGGUUCUGACAACUCCUUUCGUACCACGCACAAGAAAUCCUCGCUGGGAGUCUUGGGUGGAAUUUUUCGUUGCAGAUUAUACUCAAAGUCCCUUGUCAUUCUUUGUGUAUGACUGGGAUGGUACCAACACAUUAAAUGAUGACUUCCUUGGAUCGACUCACAUUAGUUUGUCAGAAUCUCAAACAGAAGUAAUCAAGAGGACCUUGACACUUGGCUACAACAAACCAGAAGAAGGAUUUAUACAGGACAAAAAAUGUGGGCAGAUCACUGUGUCAGUCAUCUUCAGACCAGUUCCAUCAGUAGCUGAAUCAGAGAAGUUUCGUGAGAUCAUGAAAAGUUACAAACCAAAUAAUUAUCUGUACAGAGAAGACUUGAUGUCUCCGAGCUCAGUGGCAAAUGUACAGCACAGAAGAUCAACUGCAGCAGCCUACAUGGAUGAAUUGCUCUCUGAUAAAAUCAUUGUGGAGCUGACUAUCCUCCAAGGCAAAGACAUGACAGCAAUGGACAGAAAUGGCUACAGUGACCCAUUUUGUGUUGUCAGUGUGAAAGGAAAGAAAGUGUUUACUACCACUGUCAAAAAAAAGACCCUGUUUCCCAAAUGGAAUGAAACAGUUACAACAGAGAUGUCAUUGGUUGAUUCACCUAUUCUCACCAUUGAUGUUUUUGACAAGGAUGUUAUUUCAAAAGACUUCAUGGGCAAGCUGACAUUGACCAUUGAUCAACUCAAAGAACUGUCCAUUAAGGGUUCACCAGAGUGGUUCACCCUGGAAAAAAUCAAGGGUGGAAAAUUACAGCUGAAAUGUCAAGUGAUUGCUAAAGACACAUUGAGAAACAUGAAAGAACAAUCAAAACCGGCUGAUGGUGUUUUUGAAUAUCCACCUUCAAAUACGGCUGUGGUGUCAGACCUAAAUGUUACAGACAGCUCCAUGGGUUCACCUGAAGCUAGAACAGAUCAGAGUCACAUCAGUUUUAAUUCUCCAUCCAAGACCUCUAUAAAAUCUGGAGUGAAAGCAUCAUCUGAUCAAGACUUAGAUAAGAGAUUGGAUGAACAAGAUGGUGACAAAGAUCAUUCAACAUUGCUGAGAAAAAGAAGUCCAACAAAAAUCGUGCGCAGUGAUUCGAUAAACUCUGUAAAUGUGGUACAAAGAAGCUGGGACCAACAUUCUGUUGGCAGUUCAACUUCUCUGGGAGAAAAAGUGUAUAGUGUCAGUGGUAGAGUGCUACGCUUGCGUGGCCAUCUUCCUGCAGCUACUAAGAUCUACUGUAAAGUUCGUCUGGAAAUACCUGGAAAUCGACUUAGUCUUUUUCAUCACAGCAGAAUUAUUGGAAAGUCUCAGAUUGUCUCCUUGCAUGAUAAUACAGUGGACUGCAAUAUUAAUUUUGAGCUUGACAGAGGAGCAGGCAUUACUGUGAAUGCAGUCCUCACUUUUGACAUCAAGUACUCAAACAAGCAGCAUCUGGCAACAAAGUGCUUCUCAUUAAGGUCACUUUUGGCUGAUGGAGACAAGAGUUGCAGAUGGAUACCAAUUGGCAAAAGUGUUGAAAUUGAGAUUUCAAUUUCACAAGGUCAAAAUAACCCACAUGAGCAGCGACGUUCAGGCAGCAUCCUCAAGUCGAUAUCUUUUCGAAAAGAAAAAUCUAAUCUCAAAUUCCCAUAA